Molecule: messenger RNA, 2322 nt
Organism: Hevea brasiliensis (rubber tree)
Lineage: Eukaryota; Viridiplantae; Streptophyta; Magnoliopsida; Malpighiales; Euphorbiaceae
Product: laccase-7
Exons: 6
Coding region: 385-2082 (565 amino acids)
Biological process (GO): lignin catabolic process
Cellular component (GO): apoplast
Molecular function (GO): hydroquinone:oxygen oxidoreductase activity; copper ion binding
Source: RefSeq, a predicted model, not a curated record
GUCAGAAUUGCCAAAUUCAAAAAGAACCAGAUAGCUUGUUUGCUUGAGCAACCAAGUUUUUUGUAAGACUUGGCCCUUUCUUUUAUGUAUAUUUUGAUGGCCUAACUUAAGCUAGUAGAUAACGAAGGUUUCGCCAACUGAUCUCUUCAUUAAUUUCAAUUCAAAUCCCUAAUUAAAAUAUACUCAGCCACCUUAUCACGCAAUCCCUAUGACUCUCUCCACUCGUUGUUCCUAUAAAUAUAUAUCUGUGCUUUCAGAUAUGCACCAAAGUACCAUAUCAAUGCACAGAGCUUAAUUAAUUAGCUAAAUCAUUUGCACCACACACAACCUUUAGCUUUCAUUUUGUUAUCCUUUGCCUCUUCUUGAUUCUCUUCACCUUUCAACAUGUCUCGUUUUCUUUUUCUUCUGCUAUUUGCUUCAGCUCUUCUUGCUUCUUCUGUGGCUUCUGCUGCAAUUGUGGAACAUUCAUUCUAUGUGAAAAACCUUACUCUCCGGCGACUGUGCGGUGAGCAAGUGAUAACCGCAGUGAACGGAAGCCUCCCCGGCCCGACCCUAAGAGUUCGAGACGGUGACACCCUUGUGGUUCAUGUGUUUAACAAGUCUCCCUACAAUCUCACAAUCCACUGGCACGGAAUAUUUCAGAAACUGAGUGGAUGGGCAGACGGGCCUAAUAUGGUAACUCAAUGUCCAAUAAUUCCUGGAAGUAGCUACACCUAUAAAUUUAAGGUCAUCAAACAGGAGGGUACUCUCUGGUGGCAUGCUCACGUCUCAACUCUCCGAGCAACAGUUUACGGAGCUCUAAUUAUCCGUCCAAGAUCCGGCCGUUCCUACCCGUUCCCUAAACCCGACAAAGAAGUUCCUAUCUUAUUAGGAGAGUGGUGGAAUGCUAAUGUUAUUGAUGUCGAGAACGAGGCACUUGCAACCGGCGGCGCUCCUAAUAUUUCCGAUGCUUACACCAUUAAUGGAAGGCCUGGUGAUCUUUACCCAUGUUCUCAAAAGCAGACAUACAAACUUAAGGUGGAGAAAGGAAAGACAUACAUGCUACGUAUAAUCAACGCUGCACUCAAUAACCAGCUCUUCUUCAAGAUAGCUAAUCACAAGAUGACAGUUGUCGCUGUCGAUGCUGCCUACACAAAACCUUACGUCACGGAUGUCGUAGUCACCGGCCCUGGCAUGACCACCGACGUUCUCCUCACCGCUGACCAGCCCGUGGGGUCUUACUACAUGGCUGCCAGUCCUUAUGCCAGUGCUCCAGGCGUACAGUUCGAUAACACGACCACCAGAGGCAUCCUCUUUUACGAAGGCUCCACGGCUGCCACUCCCAUUAUGCCUCUAAUGCCAGCCACCAAUGACACCCCGACGGCCCAUAAGUUUUACAGCAACCUCACCGGACUUGCUGGUGGACCACACUGGGUUCCGGUGCCUCGUCACAUUGACGAGCACAUGUUCGUCACAGUUGGGCUUGGGCUCGAACCCUGCGGAGGAAACGCCACGUGUGCAGGUCAAAAUGGACAGCGAUUCGCUGCGAGCAUGAACAACAAAUCGUUUCAGUUCCCAACAGGGUUGUCAAUGUUGCAGGCUUUCUUUUUCAACGUGAAAGGAAUCUACACUCCCAAUUUCCCUGACAAGCCUCCAGUGAAGUUCGAUUACACAAACUCCAAUAUCAGCAACGACACAUCGUUGCUCUUUACACCCAAAUCAACUAGUGUAAAGGUAUUGAAGUACAAUUCGACGGUGCAGAUUGUGUUACAGAACACGGCCUUGAUCGGUGUGGAAAAUCAUCCCAUUCACAUUCAUGGUUUCAAUUUCCAUGUAUUGGCUCAAGGAUUUGGAAACUAUGAUCCUGUAAACGACCCUAAAAAGUUCAAUCUUGUCAACCCACAAGUACGUAACACCAUUGGAGUCCCUGUAGGAGGCUGGGCAGUCAUCAGAUUCAGAGCCAAUAAUCCUGGUGUAUGGUUCGUGCACUGUCAUCUAGACGUGCACUUGCCUUGGGGGCUAGCCACAGCUUUCGUAGUUCAGAACGGACCUACUCCAGGGUCUACCUUGCCACCUCCGCCGGCCGAUCUGCCGAAGUGUUAGAAUUUGAUGCAUCCGCAAUUCUCAUUGAUUAUUACUAUUGUUUCAAUUCUGGGAUUUAUUCUUUGUACAAGUUUGUAUUAAUUUCAAUUACAUUGUUUUUUUGGAGCAAAAAUCUAUUGUAAUAAUGUUACCAUUGGUCUAAUCUUUGUCAAUUGUAACAAAUUGGAAUUAUUUUGAUGUAAUGAUAUUGUUUUCUAAGAUUCAUUAAUAAUAUAUACCAGAGUACACAUGUUUUUGAAA